CGGCGGCGGGCGGGACGGGGCGUGCUGUGCUCUGCUGUCGGCGGGCGGGCAGGCAGGCAGGCAGGGACGGAGGAAAGCGGGGGAGGCGCUGGCUCGCCUGCCUGCUCCUCGGUCCGCCGGUUCCGCGGCGCUGCCCGGGCAGCAGAGCCACCGCCGAAGCAAAUGGGGAGGCGGCGCUGAGCGGGCUGCCCUCCGCGGGAGUCGGUAGCCGAGGGCAGCGGCGCGGCGGGCGAGCAAUGCCCCUCACUUCUCUGUUUGCGCUGCCCUUCCUCCUUCUCCUCCCGCUCCCGGCUCUGAAGCUUUUGUUUUCCCCGGCCGCUGUGAUGGCAGGAAACUUCCCGGAGGGAUGGGCUCAGGCCGGGCUUGUGCUGCGCCCGGCUCCGCAGGGCUCCGGCCACACCGUGAGGUUAUUUGGGAAGAGAAUAAUUAGCUGAACAAAACAGCACAAGAUGACUUAUGAUUCCUGUUCUUCGUGGAAGCCUGUCUGGAUUGAAAAUCUUUUUUCCGAAGUUUGCCUAUAAAAUUAAACCAUUGAUGGUAGCUAUAAAGCAUGCAGAAGCUUCUGGGACCACUUAAAAUAUCUGAAAGAAAUAGGAUCACUCUACUAGGCAGUGCUGUCUUCAGGUUUCUGAAUAAGAAUGAUUUUUGUGUGCUGAAUGAAAUCUUGGUGCUGAUGUGGGCUCCUCAGUUUGGGAGAGACAUGGAUAUAUUGAAGAGAGUAGAGUAAAGGGUUACAAAGAUGAUGAAGAGUCUGAAGCAUCCCUUCUGUGAGGAAAGACUGAGAGAGUUCCUGCAGAAUGCUACAGCUUCCUUUUCUUCAUGGUGUUCUCAGUUUGUGGAGUCAUAAACCUCGGUGGAACUUUGGAUGGAAAUACUGACAUGAACUUAAGAACUUUGAUGCUUUCAAGCCUUGAAUUUUGAUUGUUAAAUGACCAGUUCAAAAUACUGCCUGAACAAGAUGAAAUGCCUUGAAGACCUUUGGUUCUGCUUUCAUUUUUCUUGAAGCAAUGGUUUUCUCAGCAAUGUUGACGCUGGCCCACUCUGGGACCUCAAAUGCUACUUUCAUUGUUUAUGAAAAUGCCUAUACGAAUUUUACCACUCCCCAGUUCUUACUUCAUAGUGGCACAACACAGCCAUUGAGCUAUAGUUCAGGUGCUGUGCUCACCACUGAGAGAAGUACUUUCCUAGUAAACACCACAGCUAUCCUGCCGUCACAAGAAGUUUUCAAGAGCUUGAGUUUGCCACUCCAGAUCAUUCUUUCUGCUGCUAUGAUAUUUAUCUUAUUGGUUUCUUUCCUUGGAAACUUCGUUGUCUGCCUGAUGGUCUACCAGAAGGCAGCUAUGAGAUCUGCAAUUAAUAUCCUCUUAGCAAGCCUGGCUUUUGCAGACCUGCUGCUGGCAGUGCUGAACAUGCCAUUUGCUCUGAUAACAAUCAUUACCACUCAGUGGAUUUUUGGGGAUAUAUUUUGCAGAGUUUCUGCCAUGUUCUUCUGGCUUUUUGUUGUAGAGGGGGUAGCCAUUCUUCUUAUCAUUAGUAUUGACCGAUUUCUUAUCAUAGUUCAGAGGCAAGAUAAACUGAACCCCUACCGUGCAAAGAUUCUUAUUGUGAUUUCCUGGGCAGCAUCCUUUGUUGUUGCUUUUCCAUUAUCAGUAGGGAAUCCUAAUCUGCAGAUACCCUCGAGAGCACCUCAGUGUGUUUUUGGCUACUCUACAAGCCCAGGUUACCGAGCCUACGUGAUAGUUAUCUUGCUAAUUGCUUUUUUUAUUCCAUUCCUGGUCAUGCUGUAUUCUUUUAUGGGCAUCCUCAACACUGUCCGCCACAACGCAGUUCGUAUCCAUAGCCACCCUGAUAGCAUAUGUCUCAGCCAGGCCAGCAAACUUGGUCUCAUGAGCCUACAGAGACCUUUUCAGAUGAAUAUUGAUAUGAGCUUUAAAACUCGUGCCUUCACAACCAUCCUGAUUUUGUUCCUUGUCUUCAUAGUCUGUUGGGCACCAUUCACCACUUACAGCCUUAUUGCCACGUUCAACAGCCACUUCUACUACAAGCACAACUUUUUUGAGAUAAGCACUUGGCUCCUUUGGCUCUGCUACCUCAAGUCUGCACUGAAUCCACUGAUUUACUACUGGAGGAUUAAGAAGUUUCAUGAUGCAUGCUUAGACUUGAUGCCCAGAUUCUUCAAGUUCUUGCCACAGCUCCCAGGCCAUACGAGGCGGCGCAUCCGGCCCAGUGCCAUCUACGUGUGUGGGGAGCAUCGGUCGGUCGUUUGAAACUGCAGUUGUUUGACUAUGAUUGUUAUUUGCUGGGGUAAUUUCUUUUUAGGCUUUAGGUUGAAUUUUGUUUUGUUUCAUAUGGCUUUUUCAGUGUGGCCAUAUCUUAUAACUUGAUUAAAUUUUCAGUAAUUUUGUGCAAUUGUGCGAAGAUAGAGGGAGGGAAUGUGAUUGCCUAUAGUUGGGUUUACUACCAGAAUACAAUGUAAGCAGAAUAACAAAUGUUACCUCUAGGAUUCCAUGGAAAUCCAUUCCUUUAAUGAAAACUAUAUUUGGAACAUCUUGUCAGGUUUAUGCUUACUAGGCCUGCAAUUUUAUCUAAUUGUAGGAACUUUUUUUAUGCUGCUAAGAUACGGUGUAUUUAGUUGGUGUAAUUUUUUUGAGAACUAUUGCUGCUGUCUGCCAGUAUAUUAGAGCCAAAAAGUCUCAUUAGAUUAUUUCUCUCUAAUUUAACGAUAUUUCAGAAGUUUUCAUGGUAACAUUAAAAACCUGGUUUUUUAAUAUUUCCAUUAAUAUUUUUGUGCACUUUAUAAAAUUUACUAUAUAGUUUGUUCAUUUGAAUAUUUUGUUCUGUAUUGAAGGUGUAUUAUUAUUGCUUAUUAUUAUUUGUUGGUGAAUUUCAAUGAAAGACCCAUGUAAGCUCUAGGAGGGUAAUUUAUGUUGGUAUAACUACAUGUACAGUCAUAGAUUUUCUGGUUUUCUAGCAACUGAUCAAAAUUACCUGCUCAGUUAUCCGGAGAGUUAGAAGGAGAAAACAGAGGAAUGAAAGAGAAAGCAAGAAAAAUACCAUGACCUGAGAUUUAGGCUAACACAUGGUUUAGAAGAAUAGUGUCUAUGUUAAAGUUGUUACAGGGUAAAGGGUGACUGUAGUUGUUACUUGAGGCUAUUACAAGUUAUUCAAACAUCAUGAUAAGCCUGAAAACCUAUCUGAAAUAGUGAUUUUUGGGCCUGCAGUUUAUACUGUGUUGGUGUAAUGUUGUUUCUGCUUGGAGCUCAUAUAAGGCUACGUGUGCUGUACACUGCUGAAAUCAUGCUGUCAGGCAUUUGUUGGGAUAGGAUUAGAAAUAGUAGGGUAAACCAGCACACAAAUAGCAAAUAAACCAUAGUUGAGAUUAGGAUUUAGUCUGCAUAGUAAUUGCAGGGAGCUAAAGAAUUCUUGAUGUGUUUUGCAGUUUAAGUAUUGGAUCAAAACCAUAAACAGUCACAGAAUCAUAAAAUGGCUUGGUUUGCAAGGAACCAUAAAUAUCAUCCUGCUCCAAUCCCCCUGCCAUGGGAAGGGACACCUUCCACUAGACCAGGCUAUUCAGAGGCCCAUUCAAUUUGGCCUUGAACUCUUCCAGGGAUGGAACCAUCCACACUUCUUUGGGAAACCUGUUCCAUUGCUUCACCACCCUCACAUGGAAAAAUUUCUUCCUCUAUCUUUUCUAAAUUUACUCUCCUUCACCCAUUACCCCUUAUAACAGUCAGACAGCAGAGUUUGCUGGGGUUGUAAGUUAAAUUCCCCUUUUCCCUCUGAUACUACUUCACAUUGAUUUUUUCAUUACCUCUUUGUCUCUGUAGUGGCUGCUGCCUCAAGGGUUUACUUACUGUUCUCAUCUAUUAGGCAUCAGCUUCUGUCCCUAAAAUGCCAAACCACCUCUCUGAUUAAUCUCAGGCUGUGUUGGUAUCCUCCUGGAAUGCAAAGAAACAAGGAUUUCCUUGAUACAGCAAACCAAACUCAGAUACUUUUUUUUUUUUUCAAUCAGCUAAAUAAAUAUUUAUUGUGAGACAAGUAGAAUUAAGACUUAGGUUUGGGUUUUGGAGCCAGAUCCCCAGUUGCUCUGGGGCUGGGAAGAAUACCUGCAGAAUCAGCUUUUUGAGGCUGUGACUAUGAGCAGAGGGAUUGAUGUGCAACAAUGAACAACCAGAGCUAGGGUUUGAGCUUCUCUUGCUUCCAUCUGUCUUUCAAUGCCCCAAAGCAUAGGGACCUCUCCGUUGUUGUUGUACCGGAGGAGCCAAAAUAAUAGCAAUUUUAUCUGCUUCUGUGUAUCCCACAGUACACAUGUGUAUGAAGGAAAUGCCCUAUGUGGGUGUCCAGGGACUGUUUGCUUUCUGAUGGCAACAAAGUGUUCAAACUCCAGAUUUUUUUUAAAGGUCUUGAAUAAAGAACUAAUUUAAGCUAAGUUAGCUCUGUUCUUCUCAUUCACAGCUAUUGGUAAAACUGUUGUUAUUUAAAUUUUAGGAGCAUACAAGGAACAAUUUUGAAUUCAGUAAUUUCAUUUAAAAAAAAAGCUGCCAGCUGAGACUGUGGAUUAUGUGUAAAGGCACCUGGCAGUGGUGAUGUUAUUGAUCGCCAUGCUUUCCCUUUCUUGGCAGUUUUACUGAUGAUGGUAUAGAUUUCUCUGAUCUAAAGGAGUUCCAUUAUAAAGCAGAGUGCUUUAGUGUGUCUUGGCAGUAAAGCUUUUAUUUUUCAAUUACAUUUACAUUGAUAGCACAAGUUCAUGACCUGGUUAGUAUAAAUUUUCGGUUUCAAAGCUGUCAUACCUGUUUAUCUCUGAAAGCAGCAAAACUGUGGUUAGAGUUAUUGUGACAGAGUGAGAAUGUACAUUGUCUAAAUGGUAGGAACAGGUAUUUUUGCUGUCUUCCAGCUCUACGAUGCAAGAGAUUUGAAUGUUGUAAAACACAGUAAUUCAAGAAAGAAAGAAGAUGAGCAAUACAGGACAAUUAAUGAAAUUACAUUCCUGAAGGAGGAGGGGAAAGCAUUUGUGGGAUUUUUGUGGUCUCUGAUAUGUACUGAAUGUCAAGUAUAAAUUGCAAACAUCAGACAGUUAAUUUGUCUUGAUAAUUAAGCACUUGUUUACACUGACUGUAACAAGGUUUCUGGUCAAAGCUGCAUCUACUGAUCCUUGGAGAAAAGAAACCUAAUUGUGUGUCCCAAAUUCAGAGGUGAUUUCCAUAGUGAUACAGUAUUCACACUUGCCAGGUUUUUUGAGGUGAUCAAAGCAUAUAGCGAACAAAAGGGUGUUCAAAAAAAGAAACAAGGUGUGGUGUAGAAGUAUCCCCAGGGUAAUUAUGUGUUUACAGAAUCAUUUGAGCUAUUGUGUCUAUGUACUGUCUUGAGAGCAGUGCCUUGAUAAUUACAGCUGAAGUCCUAGGACCAAGUUGAAGACCUCUGAACUGCUCAGUCUUGCUGUCUGUGAUCCUGCCAAGAAUCCUGCAUAACCUCGCUGAGAUUUGUAAUGUUAAAACACAUACAUAUUGGCAGAAAUGGGUCUCCUGAGGCAAUUUAAUGGUCUUGACCAAGACCAAGGAAUUUAAAAACUCAGACUGAUCCUUCUUGACUUUAAAGAGAAAUUUUCAUUUUCUUCCUCUCCAGAGAUGAUAGUCAUUACUAAUCUGUAUUUCCUCAUGUUCUAUUUUCAGACAUCUUUAGUAUGGAGGAUUUAAAUGAAUGUAUUUUGAAGUAUGUUGCAGUUUAAUUCAUUCAGUCAAAGCAUGCUGCUUACACAGGUCUCAAUUGUACAAAUCUAUUGCUGAAAUGAUUCUUUUGUACUCAAAAUUGUGUAUUUUUGACAUUUCUUGUUACUUAUGUAAAAAUAUUUCUGUAUAUAGAGAAGAAAACUGUUUUGCCUCUUAUUGAUUUCUGUCACUAAUUUUUUUUUACUUGUAUGCUUAAUGCUUUUAUAUUUUAUUUUGGGCAUAUGCAUAAAUAACUGUGAGAUUUCAGUGAUCUUUCUGAAUAUGUUUGAGAUUUUUAAUUCUUAAAUCAUUCAACAAAGCCCUCCUUGAAAGAGAUUUUAAUUUAUUUUAGAGGGAAAACUAAAAAUGCAGGGCACAAGUUUGUUGUGGUUGGAAUGGUGAGAAAUAUCCUAAGUCCGGUUUUCCAGGAGCCACUACUUUGCCAUUAUUUGAACUGGUUAAAUUUUUUUUUUGGCUAGUCAUUUUUUGAUGUGGAGAAAUCUUGAAUUAUUGUUUUAAAGAAAGUUGUUAAGUAGAAUUGCAUUGUCUUUUCUGUAUAUAAUACACCCAUGAAAAUACCUGAGAAACAACAACAACAAAAAAAGGAGAAAAUAAACAUAAACAUUCUCAAAAAUAUAGCAAAAGUCUUUAGAAUUGACUCUCUUGCUAGUACAUGAACUUGUUCCUUGUAUUUAAUGCCCGCCUGCAUAGUUUCAAACACUUCUUUUAUCUGUCUAUGAAAUAACCAGGAUUGCCUGAUAUAGGAGAUUUUGUUUAAGCCAAAAUGUUUCUAGUAUAAAGCAUUUGCAGAAUGCUCUUUGCUGAGGCACUGCAGUAAAGACAUGUCAAAAUAUGUAGAGCAAUUGGAAUAGUAUCCAGCAAGCAGAGAGAGAGCCUAAUAAGAAAGUAACUUUCCUAAAAUACUACCUGAAUUGGGUGUCCCACCUUUUAGCUUGCACUAAGUAAUUAUGAUCAUGUUGCUGUGUAAUAAAUAAAGCAGGCAGUAGUACUGCAGGGCAUGAUUCAUAUCAACACAAGACAGUGACCUUUAUGACUCAAGUGCUGCAUGUCUGUAUGUGAUGGAUUAUUCCACAUAUUAAUAGAGUGAAAAAAGCAUCUCAGCUCUUUUGGGGAAAACUUUCAGCUUGACGAUGACUUAGCAGAAAUGCUGCUGGAGUAAUUUCUCUAAGUGAUAAAGACAUGUCCCCAAAGAGUGCCUGAGUGGGGAGAGAUAUUUCUGGUUGCUUGAAAAUGGCUGUGCUCAGCUGCUGACGUGCCUCAUUCUGAGACUCCAUAUCUCUGCAACAGCCCUUUUUCCUCCCUCAUUCUCUCCUGCUGCCUCCAUCCCCCCAAGGCAGCUACUUCUGCACCACUGUGUUGCAGGAGGUAGGUACAGUGGUGACGGAGGAGGUGGAGGUCCCUGGGCAGGCUGUGGAGGCAGCAAACCUCUCACCCUGUGCCACUCUUUCCUGUCUUUGAGUUCAGGUUGGACCAUCAAUGACAGGCUGAGGAUGAGUUUUAUCACCUCUGGUUUUAACAUUGUGCCAGGAUAGGAGAGGUGUUACAGGAGCACAUAUGUUUGCCUCUAGUGCUAGUGCAGGAUCCUUGUUUUAUCCCCAGUAGUGCUAGAAAUUUUAUUCUACCUCAUCUUUCAGCAACUGAGCUUCAUCUAUCUUCAGCCAGUUCACGACUGAAUAAGAAUCCCUGAGCUGACCAGUGUCUCUAUGAGUGUUCUGGGCACAGGAUCUGCCAGUGAGCUUCCAGCGUAACAAAACUUCCUGCAGCUUCCUCUCAAAACAAAAUGGCAUACAUGGAGACAACUCUGCUCAGAUGAGGCCAGACUACAUGACUGUAAUAACUUUUUCUGGCUGUAUUCUAUAUGAGAUCCUGAUUCCACUUACAUGAAACUUAAUUUUAUUAGAGCCAUUGUCAAGGUAAGUCUGAUUAUUGAUAGAAACAAUCUCAAACAUAAUGUAAAGAGGACAAAGAAAUUGCACUUUCAAGAGGCUAAUUCAUCCACCAUCCAACACUGGUGGCACUUGAUUCUGGAAAGUUUACUUUUCUAAUCAACUUUCUCAGAGGAAUUCAUUAACUGAAAACCUGUGACUAAUGAAAGAUGUUUUGUUCUUUUGAAGUCCAAGCUAAUUUCCAUGAAGGUUACUAUUACUAAGCAACAGAUUCUGCAGAAUGUCUCCUGGGGGGCUGAAACUGUUAUAUGUACAAAGAGUAAAACAAAACAGUGCAGAAAAUGAUGAAAUACUAUCCCCAGACACAGAGGCCACAAAUAGUCCAUGGCCAGGGCCUGUUUUGGAGUCUCCUUCCUUGAAAGCUGUUUUUUGACUAAUGGGAAAGCUCCUGCAAGAGCAAAAAAGCAGCAUGAACCAUUAUCACCAUCUGUGGUGAACGUAAUGCAAGGUUCAGCCUGUACUCAAAUGUAGAGGUAAACCAGGGGAAAAAAGAACUAGUCCCAAAUAUAUUUCAUCAUCCAUAAUUCUUUGGAGAAAAGCAAUCACCUGUAAUAUACUUCAGUGAUAUUAAAAGAGGAAUGGUUAUUCCAGCUGUGAGAGCAGAGGGAAAUUAAAUGCAGGAGUGCUUUCUUGAGUCACAAAAGAUGGUGUCAUCUUCUGUGCAGCUUUGUGUCAAAGUAGAAAUAUGUAUUUGAUGCUUGCUAAAGUAAAAAAAAAAAGCACACCUGCAUAGUCAGCUUUUUGAGGAUAGAGGUUUCAUUCUGCCCUCUUAAUUUGCCUUUAUCCACCGGCUUAGCUAAAUACAAAGUACAAAUGAUAAAAAAAACCUCCAAACCCCUUGAUUACUUCCAAUAACCUUUCAAAUGUUUGAGUGAGCUCCUUUGGUCUUGGUCUUUUCUUUCUCAUGUUCAGUUUGGGUGAUUCUGUAAGUGGUGUAGUUUUCUGGUGUAGAAUUUGCAUAAGGUGAAUUUCAAUAUUUGUUAAGUAGAAUUAAUGUAAAUUAAUUAAUUUACAAUAUCAUGCGUAAUUUACAAUAUACAUGUACCACUAAUCAUGGUACAUGUAGGAUAUGUACAAUCUGGAAAUAAGUAAAAUAUUCUAAAUAUUUGAGUUAAAACUGUCUCUCCAAAGAUAAGAACAGAAUAUACAAAGCAGUUGAGAAAUAAAAGUGUUUUCUAACUGCUCUGACCAUUACAUUCACAGUUUCUUUUCAAAAUAUAUCUUCUGACACCAUGAAAUAAAGAUUUAUUAUAAUCCAAAGUUUUAUGAAGUGGCUAGUGAGGCACAAAAUAACUAAUUUUUAGAGAAAUGAAGUAAACAACCUCUAGCUAGAUGCUUCCUUGUCCCCGGAGGUACUGAGGCUCAGCAGGUGUCUACAUUUCCAAGCUAUGUGAAGUAGGUUCUUCGGACAUUUCUAGGAGUACCUGUGUCCUCAUCUGGCUGUGAUGGAGCUGCUUAAGUCACACCAAAGCCCUGCCAGUGCCCAGGCAUUUAAUGUAAUUCCUGCCUGCAAAGGUGGUACAGUUAUCUCAUGCCCACUCUUUUCCUCAAGAACCCAGGACUUUAUUAAAACACACAUAUUCAUUACACAAGGACUUAAAUACAGGUCUCCUUCCACAGAAAGCCCCUGCAGCCAUCAUACCUGGUAGCAACAACAGGUUUUGGGCUUAAUGACUAUCUCUGCACAGUUUAGUAUUGUCCCAGGAAUACUCUGCAGAUUAUGUUUGGCUGUUCUGGGAGAUACCUUAUCACAUGAGAAUGAUCUCACUGCUCAAACAGGUAAAUAAAUUGAAAAUAGAAUUGGACUGACCUGAAGCUGUAGAUAAGGGUUAUGCUCAACUUCAGGUCUAUUCUCAUUUCAGACCUGAAAUGGCUCACACCUUUUCCAGAACAUUCUAUAUCUUGUUUUGCAUGAUGGACUUUUUCCAGAUGUCUGAUUCUGAAUGUUAAACCUUACUCAGUUUAAAGGGAUUGAGAUUUUAGAAAGGGCAAUCUGUUUCCCCGUGACUUCUCUGUGAGAGUAGAUGAAGUAAAAAUAAUCAGGGACAAAAUGCUUGGGAAUCUGAACCCAUUAUAUCUCUCCCACCCUGAUCUAUGUAGAAAUUUUGCAGUUCAGUUUAAAGAUCACCACUGUCUCUGCUUCUGUUAUGUAUAUCGAGUGACUGGAUGGCUUUUAAAAUGAAUGUGCAGUUAGACAUAGGUUCUCUUUAAUUGCAUCUCUGUUUUGUGUUGUUGGCUGUAAAUCAUUUAAGCAAGGGUAUAGAAUAAAUAAGUUGUGGGAAGUCUCAUUAACUGAUUACAAUAAGUAUACCUUUCAGUCUUACAGCAGUAAAGAUUUUGUGGUGUUCCCACAGGUCAAUUGCAUAUCUGGAAUGAUGCUUAUAUUUUAUAAAAAUGUUGAGAAAAUUAAUGGUUUUCAAAAUUUUGAUACUAGCACUACUUUAAAAUUGAUGUUAGAGUGACAUAGAGCAGUUAUUGUUUUUACUGGCUUCGGUACAUUUUGUUAUAUCCAAAACUAUAAGGAACAAAGAGAAAUAUGUAGUUAAUGUAGGGGGAAGUGCAUAAGUAUACAUAAUCUGUAAACUGGGAAACAAGAAUUCCUUAGUUUUGCUGCUGGAGGAGUAAUUAUUCUCAAGAAUAAUUUGGCAUGGAAAAUUUUGGGUUAUGUUUCUGCAGUAGGUCCUAGUUUUCUGAAUUUGGCAGAUGCCAGUAUAAAAGGUAUGGCACUCUCCAGAACUAAAUAAUUUUUUGGAUGAGUGUACAUAGAGCAUGGUACUAAUAACACCAAGAUUGUGAGCUCAAUCCUCAUAUCAGCCAUUCAUUUAAGAGUCGGACUUGGUGAUCCUUGUGGAUGCCUUUCAAAUCACAAUUGUCUGUGGUCUAGAUUGAGUGUGUAUGUGUACUUGCAUAUCGUUGUCGUCAGUGUCAUCACUGUCAUUUGUGUUUACAGACUUACCUACACUAAGCUCCAUAAAAUGAAUCCUAUAAUUUAGAAUUGGUCUUCAAAGAUAGAUACAGCCACAGUGGGAAAGGGAGAGCUCUACUGCUACACAUUUCUUACUGCAUUUUGAAUAUGUAAAAAUAAUGAUAUUGCUAUAGUCUUUUGUAUUGGCCUCCUUCCCAGCUGGAGAGGAAAAUGAUAAAGCCAUCAUUCAUGGUGAUGGAAAAAUGCAUGUCUUGCCCUAGGAAGGUGAUGUCAUUUUCAAAUGACCUGAUUUGCAAAACUCAAGGUAUUUUAGGAUGGAAGGUAAAGAGCCUGAAUCAUCACAUCCUAUCAAUUGCUAUUACAUAAUAUCAUGAUAUCAUGAUAUAUCAUCAAAUCAUGAUCACUGUGCUUGGACCCCCUAGAACCAAUCUGCUGAUUGAGACCUGCCCUAGACAGAGGGACUAAAAGCAAAUAUGCUGAAAAUAUAAACCUGACUGAAUAUUUCUGACAUGGAAGUAUGACUCUUGUAAAGCAAAAAAACCUGGUAUUUGUAAUAUAUUGAUUACCUAUAUAUCACUUUUCUUCUCCAGACUUAGCAUAAAAAUGUCUUAGUGAACAAGUCUCUUAACAUCAAAUUUUGACUUUUUUUUUUUUUUUUUUUUUUCCAAUGAACUUAUCUAGCAGUGCUAUUUUAAUUUAACUCAUUUCCAGUCAGGAAUAUUUAAUCAUAGGCAUUGUGCCUCAAACAAUAAGAUACCCUGCUGAACUCAGAGUGCAGUAGAAAACUUUGGUUUAAAAGUGUGGGAAAUAGUAAAAUAUGCAUAGUAAAAUCUGUGCUUUUAUUGCUUUUUUGAACAUUUCAUUCAAUACUAAGAAUGCAACCACUCCUGACAAAUGCAGAGUAAGUGCAAUUAUGGCUUAGGUAGUAAUGUGCUUGAACUUCUGGAAAAAUAAAAUUUUUCUAAAUAUGCCUGUCAGAACAUGCUUUUGCCCAGAGUUUCCCGCUGUUCCCUGAUAUUCCCCUGCAUUUGAGGAAUUAGUUUAAACAUGUUUGUGGAUAGAUAGAAGGUAGGAGACUAGAGAUAGUGGUGAAAGUAAUCUCACCCCUAAAGAUUUACAGCUGUGCCAAUUAUCAAGCAUUAAGAACAAGCCUGCCCUUAAUAGGCCACAGCUGGAUCCAAUUAAGAGGGGUAUUAUAAAAGAGCAGGUUGGCUGGUCGAAAUGUCAGAUGGAGUUUGUUGGCUGUGCAGAGGAGAAAAAGUCAGUGCUGUGAGGAGCUGCCCAUGAGAAACCACUGAGAAGGAAAAAAACUAUGAGAAGAGAGGAAUGGAGAACAGCUGUUUUUGUCUCUGCUUCAGUCCUCAGACCUACCAAGGAUUAGCAUGAGUAAAUUCUGCUCAGCAAUGAGAAAACAAGUGGUUAAAACUCCAUAAUUUCUGGUGAAGUAGUGUCAGUGCUGUAUUGACAUUCUGGGCUGGUGCAGAAGAUCAGCCUCUGAGGCUGGCAUAGCUGCAAAGCAAACGUCUCAUAUUGACAGACUGGCUACAACUGGGAUUAUCCCGAGGAUGGCAGCUGAGAACGUGCAAUGUAAACAUGCUACAGUGGUCCAAAAUAAUUUACUUUAUGGCUUGCCCCAUUCUUCAGUCAAUCCCAUUGUACUUCUGCCCCAUUUUGGUUGUCACAAGCAGUUUCUUGACUGAAGUUUAAGCCUUUGGUAAUAAAGUGAUUUCUCCCA
Messenger RNA from Passer domesticus (house sparrow), 12333 nucleotides. It is a transcript of the gene GPR63, whose product is annotated as G protein-coupled receptor 63. Lineage: Eukaryota; Metazoa; Chordata; Aves; Passeriformes; Passeridae. Gene Ontology annotation, cellular component: membrane. Gene Ontology annotation, molecular function: G protein-coupled receptor activity. The record is from RefSeq and is a predicted model, not a curated record. The transcript has 9 exons. Gene Ontology annotation, biological process: G protein-coupled receptor signaling pathway. Bases 1008 to 2267 code for a protein of 419 amino acids.